GCACAGCUCUGCCUGCGCCUCUCUGCCUCUCAGCUCUACCGGCCUCUACCUCCACUCCGCCAUCUUGGCUCCUCUCUCCCUGCUAGUAGCCGAGUGCGGAAGAGGAAACUGCUCUCCGUGUGCGGGCUCAGGGUUCCGCCUGUGAGGGACGGCUUGUCACAUAUCCUCCACCGACACAGCCUGCUGCUUAUCCAUCAACAGUUAACCGGUUCUACACAGCAGCAGACACUCCGGGAGGAUGACUGGACGGUUACCGGCGUGUGUUGUCGACUGCGGCACAGGUUACACCAAACUGGGGUAUGCAGGGAACACAGAGCCGCAGUUCAUCGUUCCAUCAUGUAUCGCCAUCAAAGAGUCAGCCAAGGUCGGAGAUCAGGCCCAGCGGAGGAUGAUGAAGGGGGUGGAUGACUUAGAUUUCUACAUCGGAGAUGAAGCAGUAGACAAGCCCUCAUAUUCCACUAAGUGGCCAAUCCGUCAUGGGAUCGUGGAGGACUGGGACCUAAUGGAGCGCUUCAUGGAGCAGAUCAUCUUCAAGUACCUGAGGGCUGAGCCUGAGGACCACUACUUCCUCCUGACAGAGCCUCCUCUGAACACACCAGAAAACAGAGAGUACACAGCCGAGAUCAUGUUCGAGUCCUUCAAUGUACCGGGGCUGUACAUCGCUGUGCAGGCUGUGCUUGCUCUAGCAGCCUCCUGGACGUCCAGACAGGUGGGAGAGAGGACGCUGACGGGCACUGUCAUCGACAGCGGAGACGGUGUCACCCACGUCAUCCCCGUGGCUGAAGGCUAUGUAAUCGGCAGCUGUAUAAAGCACAUUCCCAUCGCAGGACGAGACAUCACCUACUUCACCCAGCAGCUUCUGAGGGAGAGGGAGGUGGGCAUCCCACCGGAGCAGUCGCUGGAGACAGCCAAGGCAGUCAAGGAGCGAUUCAGCUACGUGUGCCCGGAUCUAGUCAAAGAAAUCAGCAAGUACGACACGGACGGCUCCAAGUGGAUCAAGCAGUACACCGGCAUCAAUUCCAUCAGCAAGAAGGAGUUCACCAUCGACGUGGGCUACGAACGCUUCCUGGGGCCCGAGAUCUUCUUCCACCCAGAGUUUGCCAACCCUGACUUCACCCAGCCCAUCUCUGAAGUUGUGGACGAGGUCAUUCAGAACUGCCCUAUUGAUGUCAGACGUCCUCUCUAUAAGAACGUUGUCCUGUCAGGAGGCUCCACCAUGUUCAGGGACUUUGGGCGCCGUCUGCAGAGAGACUUAAAGAGGUCGGUUGAUGCCAGACUGAAGAUGAGCGAGGAGCUGAGCGGAGGCAAGCUCAAGCCCAAACCAAUCGAUGUCCAAGUUAUCACUCAUCAUAUGCAGAGAUAUGCCGUGUGGUUCGGUGGAUCAAUGUUAGCAUCAACUCCUGAGUUCUACCAGGUUUGCCACACCAAAAAGGACUACGAAGAGAUCGGGCCGAGCAUCUGUCGCCACAACCCUGUGUUUGGAGUCAUGUCUUAACUUCGGACCUCCAGAGUCUAACAGCGGCGGGUGGGGGUGGUGAAGUUAGGCUGUGUAAAGGACAGGCUCAGGAGGUUGGGGGACGGCGGUGCUUCUGUGCUUUUUGAUUACUUGUUCAGCUAUGGAUGUGUGGGACGAGAAGGCGAUCCAGAAUAUAGAAAGAAAAAAAAAAAAAAGAGACCAGACCAAACACAGACCGGCUGGAAAAUUUAUUGUGAAUGUUCCUUUUUUUUUUUCUUUCUCUCUGUUUUUUUUUCUUUUUUUUCUUUUUUGUCAAAAUGAGGGAAAACGGUUUGUAAAGCCAAAACAGUUUUAAGAACAUUUCUGGAUCUGUUUAGCAACAUGCAGUGAGUGAUGAUGAUAAAGAUUAUGAUGAUGAUAGUGAUGAUGGCUAUAAAGAUGGUGUUAGUGGGAGCGUAAAACAUGAUAACAAAAAAAACAUUGAUAGUAAUUUCCUGACACCAGAACAUAUUAUUUAUGUUUAUAAAACACGAGUCCGGGCACGAUCCGAAGACUCUCGAGAUCUUUGACAAGUUUGGAACAUAUUAUUGUCUCCUUUUAUUUACUGCAUUUUUUUCCAGCUUCAAAAUGCACGUCUGUGUAUCACGGUAAGAGCUUGUUUAUAUUUCAUACAAAAGUUUUUAUAUGUAAAAUGGGAAAUCAGGGGAAAAAAAAUAAUAGAUACCAGUAUCAGCAAGAGACUGUUUUAACCCACGAUGCAGCUUUGAUACGCAGUAUUUUCUUGAGUUUGAGUAGGUGUUCUCCUAUUAGUCCCCGACGUGUGUGUCAUUGCUGUCUCCCCUUUAAUUCUUCAUACAGUACAUUUAAUUCACAUCUGCUUUCACUUCCGACAAUGUCAGGAUUCCACCUCUGUGAUGCAGUGAAAGGAAAGAGAGAGGACUUACUGAGGUUAUAAAGAUGAAACUGAAUAAGAACGACUGUCAGAUCAGUAUUGUUAGACUAAAGUUUUUUUUAUUAUUAAAUACCAAAUUAUUAAAAAAGAAUGGGAUUUGUGUAUUUAAUGCCUUGCAACAUUCCAAUAAAGGCUGAACUUUGUUUCUA
Messenger RNA from Sebastes umbrosus (honeycomb rockfish), 2557 nucleotides. RefSeq names its product actin-related protein 3. Gene Ontology annotation, cellular component: Arp2/3 protein complex; actin cortical patch. NCBI's taxonomy places the organism in Eukaryota, Metazoa, Chordata, Actinopteri, Perciformes, Sebastidae. Bases 239 to 1495 code for a protein of 418 amino acids. Gene Ontology annotation, biological process: Arp2/3 complex-mediated actin nucleation. The record is from RefSeq and is a predicted model, not a curated record. The transcript is spliced from 12 exons. Gene Ontology annotation, molecular function: actin filament binding.